UUCCGUAGCGAAAGCUCUGCCCUCUUCGCUUAACCUGCUUUGCUAUUGGCUGCCUGUGGAUUAUUUAAGGACGUCAUUUCCGGUGGCCGGUCCUUUCCACGCUGCCCAGGGACGGGUCCAUACGGCGUUGUUCUUGAUUCCCGUCGUAACUUAAAAGGGAAGCUUACACAAUGUCCGGAGCCCUUGAUGUCCUGCAGAUGAAGGAGGAGGAUGUCCUCAAAUUCCUUGCCGCGGGAACCCACUUAGGUGGCACCAACCUUGACUUUCAGAUGGAGCAGUACAUCUACAAAAGGAAGAGUGAUGGUAUCUACAUCAUAAAUCUGAAGAGGACCUGGGAGAAGCUGCUGCUUGCAGCUCGGGCUAUUGUUGCCAUUGAGAACCCUGCUGACGUCAGCGUCAUCUCCUCCAGGAACACUGGCCAGCGAGCUGUGCUGAAGUUUGCUGCAGCCACUGGAGCCACGCCCAUUGCUGGCCGCUUCACACCUGGGACCUUCACCAACCAGAUCCAAGCAGCCUUCAGGGAGCCACGGCUUCUAGUGGUGACUGACCCCAGGGCUGACCACCAGCCCCUCACAGAGGCCUCUUAUGUCAACCUGCCCACCAUCGCUCUGUGCAACACGGAUUCUCCUCUGCGCUAUGUUGACAUUGCCAUCCCAUGCAACAACAAGGGAGCUCACUCAGUGGGUCUGAUGUGGUGGAUGCUGGCCCGGGAAGUGCUCCGAAUGCGUGGCACUAUCUCCCGUGAGCACCCAUGGGAGGUGAUGCCUGAUCUUUACUUCUACAGAGACCCAGAGGAGAUUGAGAAGGAGGAGCAGGCUGCUGCUGAGAAGGCCGUGACCAAGGAGGAAUUCCAGGGUGAAUGGACUGCACCAGCUCCUGAGUUCACCGCUGCGCAGCCAGAGGUGGCAGACUGGUCUGAGGGUGUGCAGGUGCCCUCUGUACCCAUCCAGCAGUUCCCUACUGAGGACUGGAGCUCCCAGCCAACCACUGAGGACUGGUCAGCAGCUCCCACAGCGCAGGCCACUGAGUGGGUUGGAGCCACCACUGAGUGGUCCUGAGCUGCUCUGCAGACACCUGAGCAAAGGGAGAAAUGGAAGGAAAAUAAAGUCU
Messenger RNA from Acomys russatus (golden spiny mouse), 1110 nucleotides. RefSeq names its product ribosomal protein SA (gene Rpsa). The record is from RefSeq and is a predicted model, not a curated record. The transcript has 7 exons. Gene Ontology annotation, molecular function: structural constituent of ribosome; laminin receptor activity. Gene Ontology annotation, cellular component: 90S preribosome; ribosome; cytosolic small ribosomal subunit. Lineage: Eukaryota; Metazoa; Chordata; Mammalia; Rodentia; Muridae. Gene Ontology annotation, biological process: ribosomal small subunit assembly; cytoplasmic translation. Bases 171 to 1058 code for a protein of 295 amino acids.